Messenger RNA from Struthio camelus australis, 3827 nucleotides. The record is from RefSeq and is a predicted model, not a curated record. Lineage: Eukaryota; Metazoa; Chordata; Aves; Struthioniformes; Struthionidae.
UCCCCUUUCUUCUAACACUCACAAAACUUGACAAAAAUCUCUUCCAGGAUGGUUUUGAUUUGGAUUCAAAUACUGACAAAGAGCAGACCUCUGUAAAUGGGAACUGUGACAAGUGGAUGGACUUUUCCAAAAUGUGCAAUUCAAAUCAAGAAUAUUACUUGAAGCUAGAAGAACUGAAGAACGCCCACCUGGAGACCAUGGCGAAAUUAGAAAGUAUGUAUCGGAAUAAACUACACCUAAAAGGAGCACAAUCUUUGGACAAAAAAGAUGCUGCUCCUAAUAUAUGUUAUAGGUCAACUUGGGAGAAGAGCUCAUAUCAGCCUCUCAAUUUGCACAGAUCCUUUUCUGAGUCUGACUUAACUGAUCCUUUAGGUUCAAGUAUAUCUGAUGGGUCUGAAAGUGAAUUAGUGUUUGAAGAAAAUGGUAGUGAAACUGGAUCAUCAGCGUUUGCUAAGCAGCAGAUUGAAAAAAUGUGGGACGGGUUCUCUGUGGAAGACUAUGUCCCCCGCACCAAACACAGCUUACCAAGCUCACCAGCAUUCAGAAUGAUGAGGAAGAAGCAGAAGGCAUGGUCCCCAAAAGUUACUGUGCCCAAGCCUUUCCAGAUGACUAUUAGGGAAGCCAGGAAAAAAGAACAGAAUGUCAAAUCAAAGUCACAGCUUGAAAUGGAAAAUAACUUACUGAAGAAGCAACUAGAGGAAGAGGCAGAGUGUCAGAAAAAGUUCCGAGCCAACCCAGUGCCAGCAUCCGUCUUCCUUCCGCUCUACCAUGAAAUCGCGGAACAGAACGAAGAACGCAGGAAAUGUGUGAAAGAGAGAAGCAAACUUAUGCUUUUGGCUUCUCAGAAGCCAUUUAAAUUCAUCGAAAGAGAAAAGCAAAGGAAUGAAAUUAGGAAAAUGCAAUUAAAAGACCUUUCUGCACCCGAAAAGAAAACAAAACCGUUCAAAGCAAAACCAGUUCCGAAGUGCGUUUACAGUCCAGCUGUUAAUGACAAGUUAAAGGAGGAAGAGCUCUACAGAGAAAUAAGGAUCAAAAUGCGAGCUGAGGAGUUGCUACGUAAUUCGUCUCUACCCAGCAACAGACUGGCUGUUAAAGACAUGAAUAAAAAGAAGAAACACAAGUGCAUUGAACCAAAGGAAAUAAAACAUAAACCCAAGAUCAAAUCAAACGUUCCAAAUUUUGAAAUACUACACCAAAAAUUUCAGAAACAGCUCCUGCAACAAAAGCAAGUGAAACACGUUACAGUCUGUGAACCUUUUGAUCUUCGUACUCCGUAUAUUCCCUCAAACAAAGGGAAGAUUCUGAAGGACAUUCAAGAAGAUGAAGAAAAGUUGAAAGAAACACGCUGGCCAUAUGCCUCUCCAAGACGUAAACCUCAAAUGAGACAUUCAAGUGCAAAUUCACUUCUCUCAGGAUCUGGAGAAUCUAAAUCACCAAAAAUCACGGAGUCCACAAAAAGACGGCUACAAGCCAUAAGGAAUUCACUUGAGGAAAAGAGAAAAUUGGAAGAAGAACAAAAAAGGAACAGAACGAGGCAGAAACAAAGAGCGAGAAAACUGCAGAACAUUAUAACAACCCGGGCUGAGGCCAAUGACCCACAUCAGAGCCUAGCUCAGAUGUCUAAAUCCAAAUUAAAAACAUUCAGGAAUUAUGAGAAGCAGAGAAUGCAAGAGUAUUUGCAAGAAUUGCAAGAAAUGGAAGAACGAGUAAACCAAAGGCCAUUGCUUUUGGAAAGAGCCACUCAGAAAAAUGCAAGAAUAGCUGCAGAGAAGCAUUAUUCUAACACACUGAGAGAACUUGGGAUAUGCACAGACUUUGUUUCAAGGAAAGGGCAAACAACUACCUUGCUAGAACGCUCCAGCGCUGAAGAUUUUAAAACCUCCACUAAUGCUAAAGAAAGACUCAGCAAAGAUGAAGUCAAAGAAAGGAAAUCCUUUGAGGAAGCAGCAGACAGCAGUCCCGGAUCUGAGCAGUCUUGCAAGGAGGAGGAGCAGAAGAGAAAAGGGGUCAGAGCCUCCACCCAGGAUGACCACUCCAGUGAGGAGGAGGAGGCAAGAGCCAGCCUUCAUGCUCAUCAGCUUUGCCACGCAGGGGAGGCUGGUGCCAGCCCCGACUCCAACCAGUGCCAUGAAGAGGAGGAGGAGGAAGAGGAGGGAGCAAAGACGGACUUGCUGCUUGGCUCCUGCUACGAGGACGAGGAGGGAGGGGAAAGAGCCAGCUCUCAGUCUGAUCGUGCCAGUGAGCAAGAAGAACAGGGUCAGUCUGACCCUGAGGCUCAGGGUGCCUUCAGAUAUGACGAUGAGGAGUAUGAAAAUGAUGAUUCAGAAGAGAAAACCAGUGAUGAUGAAGGUGGCUGAAAGGAAGGCAGACAGGAAGGCUGGGGCUCAAAAGCACAUUUCCUUGCUGGCAGUGAAAUAGAUUAAAGCAAAACAUGGGUUUCUGCUACAAAGUUUUGCGCAUUUAAAGCUCUUAACCUACAGACUUUCCAGGACAGAACUUGCAUCUAUUUUCCAGUAAGAAAGAUCAAGUUUUCCAUUUCCAUCAAGAAAUUUCUUCGAUUACUUUUACAUUUACUUUUUAUUCUAGGCUGCUGUGACAUUAAUAUACCUCUGCUCAUAAAAUUAACAGCAAAUGUCUUGCAUACUGUGAUAGUAGGUGGUAGGUACUAGUAGGUUUUAACACGUCCAUCUCUCUUUCUGUAUGCUGGCAAAACCAGAUGAGACGUCGAUGGAAUAAUUAGCCUCCACAUCUCAAACAUUUCAGUACUUCUGUGUGAUCUGUUCCUGUAAUAUCUUCUACUAUGCCCGCAAAGUGAUAGGGGGAGUUUCUCAUGUAAGACCUCUUGAGCGUUAUUGGCAGAGCAGGCACAAGGAGGACAACUUCUUGUGUAGUCAGAAAAAAUGACCAAAUUAAUCUGUUCACUUCCUCCCUCCGCUUCCAAUCCAUGGGGUUCAGCUUCUGCCUGUUUAAAUCAGACAAAUUCGCUAAGUGAUGGGUCAGAUGAGUGCCAGCACCAGAAAGGAACAGGGAUUGCUGCUUUUCCAAGAAGCAAGCUGUUGGAUCAACUAGACUAUUUUGUCUAGCUAAAACAUUAUCAGUAUCUCAGUUGCUAAGGGCUAUCCCUAUAGAACAGAAAUAAAAUGUCCAGAAUACUCCGAGAGGAAUCCCUUAAUUCAACUUCCAAAGCACUUUUUAAUGCUUAGAAAUGAGUGAGGUAGAAGUCGUCAGUAGGACUUAUCUUAAGAAAAAAAGAUAUGUUAUAUGCCGCUCCAAAAUUGUUUUUUAACCCCAUUUCGUUUUGAAGAGCUCUUCCCACCAUCGUGUAAAAUAAUUCUUUAUAAUGUAAUGACAAAUACUGACAUUAAUCUUCAAAUUUCUUUACUGAGACAGUAAACAUACUAUAAAAAGAGGAAAUUAUUACAUCAGGAUAAAAAACAACCAGCAACUGUAGUUUUUUGCAUAUAUAUGGAAAGCAUGGAAAGGAAGACUUUUACUUUUCCUCACAUACUUGCUACUCAGAACUGCAGCUACUACACAACCAAAAGUGCACACGGAGGCUUUUUUGGCCCUAUUCUUGCCCCUUUCCUUCUAACCAUGUCAUAUCGAAUAUUAGGAGAGAAAAUAAAAGGUAUCUACAUAGUAAGGGAUCUCUGCUAAGGAUUUCAAACAAGUCUUUUGAGCUUAGUAGAGAACAGGGUAAAAUAUUACAUGGCGCAGGGACUCAAAACACAUUCAGUGAAUACUAGAAAACACUGUAUAUGUUAAAACUAGCAAGUUUGCAAAGACAUCUGAAAUGAAUAACAAUAAAGGAUUUUUUUUAAAAUCUC